This is a messenger RNA of Cydia strobilella, 1356 nucleotides long. RefSeq names its product lipase 1-like. The transcript is spliced from 5 exons. Bases 169 to 1353 code for a protein of 394 amino acids. The record is from RefSeq and is a predicted model, not a curated record. Lineage: Eukaryota; Metazoa; Arthropoda; Insecta; Lepidoptera; Tortricidae.
AGAUGUAGAUGACAGUGAAGAAACCUUUAACUAAUCAUAUUUCCGUGCUUUCAUUGGUACUUACAGAAUUCAUCGUCAAACAAAAUAGAACUUAGAGGUUUUGAAGGAAGGUUCUUGAAUGAAUAUUUUGUAAUAACAUGCGAUGGACAUGUGCUGUCGACGUUUAGAAUGAUCUUUGAGCAUCCGGAAGACUCAGAAAAAUGUCCCGUGUUACUGGUCCACGGUUUGUUUCAGUCUUCUGACACAUUUUUCGAACAAGAUAAAGAUCAGUCUUUAGCAUUAAAACUUCAAAAUUUGGGAUACGACGUAUGGCUGGCUAAUACACGUGCUAGCAAAUACAAUCAAGUACACCUGCUUUACGAACCAGAAAUAAAUGUAUUUGAUGUGAACCGUUAUUUUAGCUAUAGUUACGAGGAAAUGGGCACUCUCGAUAUCGCAGCUACUGUGGAUUUUAUUCUGAGAGUAACUACACAUAAGAAGUUGAUUUACAUUGGCCAUUCGCUAGGUGGUACAUCCUUUUUGGCACUAAAUUCUUUAAAACCAGAUUAUAAUAGUAAAUUUGCAACGGCUUAUUUAUUUGCUCCACUUGGAUACCAUAGAUAUUUUCCUAAUAACAUACUUAAAGCAGAGGCAAAACGAUCAGAUGAUAUAUUUAAAGCAACUGUUGAAGAAGGAAUUCGCGAAAUAUUUCCAUAUAAGGCUGAUGACGCACGGUUCUCGCCAGAAGAUUGCCUCGGCAACAAGAGUUACAGCAAUAUUUGCAAUCAAUUAGACAUACAGAAAGUCAUGGGGUUAAAACCUGUCAACAACAAUGUAGAUGAGACAAGGGGUGGUUCUCUCGGACCACUGUUUCAUUUGGCUCAAAACGUCAAAUCAGGAACCUUUAGUCGAUGGGACGGCGGAGAGUUUAACAAUUUCAAAAGAUACAGAAACUCGACACCUCCCAAUUAUGAUUUAGGUCUUGUCACUGUCCCAACUAAAAUAAUCUAUGCGCCUAAUGAUGAAUUUGUCAGUCCCGAAGACAUCACUAAUAUGGCUAGUGACAUGGCUAAUGCUCAGGCCAUUCAAGUAAAAACAAUUAGUUUUAAACACGAAGAUUUCAUUAUGGGUCCCGAUGCCAUGGAGAAUGUAUAUGCCGGCAUUAUUAAUGAAUUGGAGAGGAGUCCGAAUCUUUGUAAGGAGGAUCACUCAUCAUUGUUAUCAAAUUUACUUGGAAUUUUAAUGGAAUACAAGUGGAUAUGGAUUUCUAUCCUAUUAAUCAUUUUAGCCAUUGUUGUCGUAUGUCUUUGCGCGUGUAAUAAAAAAGAACAUAAAAGAUACCACUGUAGAGUGCAUCUAAGGAAUGCAUUAUGAAGA